UUGUUUCAGACACUACUUCCAUUUUUCGUAGCAGGUCUUGGACAAAUUUGUACAGGCCUAUUCUUUGAAAGAGCCCAGCACUGGUGGUUUUUCGUAAGUGUUCCAGAAUCGUUCGUUUUGAUCCCGGCAUUACUUGGUCUGAAGGGUAAUCUGGAAGUGACUUAUGCAUCUCGAUUUUGCACAAUGAGCAACGCCGGUCGAACUCAUAAUGCUGAAGAAAUUUUUACUGUUGCCCGAUUUAAUUUGAGCCUUGUCGAAUUUCAAGCGUGUGUCCUGUCAUUUUUGGCGGCGGUUCUUAGCACUGCAAUUAGCCUGAUCAGCUGCGAUUUCAAUUCAUCUCAUUUUUUGGUAGUAUUUGCUAGCGGCAUUUAUGCGGCUGCUUUGUCGUCUCUCGUUGUUGGAACCAUGAUGGUCGUUUUAGUUGUUAUUACGCGUCGUUACGACAUCGACCCGGAUAACAUCGCUGCUCCUAUAACGGCAACCUUCAGCGAUUUUAUCACGUUGCUUGCGCUGAUUGGCUGUGGAAUGUUAUUUCUGUACCUAUGCAUACACCAAGCAUGUCUAUUCAGCGUCCUACUGGUACUGUUUUUACUUUGCGCAACACCAUGCAUGGCCUGGUAUGCUUUCAAAAAUCCGCAUACCAGAGAUAUACUCAAGCAUGGUUGGCCUGCGCUUGUUGCUGCAACCAUUGCUGAAUGGCAGCAAAUUGACUUCCAAAAAAUUUUUUUCAGUUUUAGUGGCUUGUUGUUGCAAUCAUCGAUCUCAGUAUUUCCUGGCAUUGCUGCGCUUCAUCCAUUAAUUACAGGCCUCGGUGGCAACCGUGUGAGUGUACAGUCAAGUCGACUCUGUACUGCUUUGCACCUAUCUCCAUAUCCGCUUGGCACUCUUCCUGACGGUACAACGGUGCGCACUUAUUUCAAUCCAUUUCGCUUGUUGUGCUUACAGCAUAUCGAUUCCAAAGUAGCAUUUCUGCUGCUUCUGACGGCAAUUCCAUACAAUUUUUUAUUUGUCAUCAUUGUUAUUUUCGCAGCCAAAAAUGUUGAUUUCAGUUGGAUACUUGUUUCUGCAUACGUCGUAGCAGCCUUUGUACAGGGGCUAGUGUUGUUUUACCUAUGUCAAGUAACAGUGUAUACGUUAUGGUGGCUAAGAAUGGACCCCGACAACAGUUCGUUUCCAAUACUAACAUCUGUUGGCGAUGUACUCGGUAUUGGCAUGCUUUAUGCGGUUUUUCUCAUUCUCAGUCUCUGUGCACCCAAAACUGUCCGCUAUCAACAUUAUCAGACGAUGAAUUCCACGCGGCAUUGCGGAGUUCUCUUUUGA
Gongylonema pulchrum is the source of this 1320-nucleotide messenger RNA. NCBI's taxonomy places the organism in Eukaryota, Metazoa, Nematoda, Chromadorea, Rhabditida, Gongylonematidae. The record is from the annotation of a GenBank genome assembly.